Chaetomium strumarium is the source of this 1296-nucleotide messenger RNA. RefSeq lists its product as uncharacterized. The transcript is spliced from 3 exons. The record is from RefSeq and is a predicted model, not a curated record. Bases 170 to 1117 code for a protein of 315 amino acids. NCBI's taxonomy places the organism in Eukaryota, Fungi, Ascomycota, Sordariomycetes, Sordariales, Chaetomiaceae.
GCACAGCGUCUCCUCAAACUUUCGAUUUUGAGUUCUUCAAGAUGCUUUGACAGUUCAGCGAAAUUUUCGGGGAUCUCUCGCUGGCGUUUUGGGCUUGCUUGUUCCCUUCCCUUUUCUUUUCCUUUCGCGUCUAAUCCUCCUGGUUCGCUCAUGACCCCGUCGCAUUAUUAUGUUCGACAAGCAGAAUUGCACUGCCAUUCCCGAUGCUGUGCCCAGUGAUGCAGGCAUCGCGGGGGCCGGCGUCCUCCUCUCCUCAGUCAUAACAGCCGGCCUGGCCCUAGGCAUAUCCGCCAGCCUUGUACUGCCCGAAAUAUGGCGCUCUCGUCGCUCGGCCUCCUCCUCCUCCUCCUCCUCCUCUAAUAAUAAUAACCCCAGCAACCCAUCCGUGAUCCGACGCAAACUCCUCAACAGCUACUCCGACCAGCAGAUCAUGGUCGGGAUCGGGCUGCAGAGCGUCGGACUCGCGAAGUCGCAGUCGCUGGUGCCGUACCACUUCUUCCUGAUCUGGAUGCUGGCGCUACUCUCCACGGCGACGCACAACGCGGCGCUACUAGCGCUGGUGCACGACUUCAAGCGCGACUGGGUGCUGCGCUGGAUGCGCCAGCUGCUGAUGUUCGUCAACCUGGCGCUGAGCUGCGUGUACGGCGUGUACCUCCUGCAGACCAAAGUCAAGGGCCUGCCCGGAACGCUGCCCAUCGGCUGUGUGUGGGUGUUUGAUUCGACGAGUUCGAACGUGGGUGGCCUGGACUACGUCGGGACUAUUGUUGCGAUCGCGGGGAAUUGUGUCGUGUUUGGGCUAGCCACGUGGUACCUGCAGAGUCGGCGCCAGCGCUUCUACAAGGCGAUUCAGCUGGCUGGUUUGGUGCUGAUGUGCGCCAUCGCCAUUGGAGCCACGGUCCGCGCGUACAUCCUGUCGCAGGCGUUCGGCAACCCCGAUGUGAAGCUCAGUGAUGAAGGCGAAAAGCAGUGGAGCUUUGGCCAGCUGCUUUCCCUCCUCAUGUUGAUCCUUCCUGUCAUUUCAGUUAUCGAGAUCAUGCGGGGAGAGAUAGCUGUCGCGCCGCCGGCUCAGGACGAGGACAAGCGGGCAUUGUUUGACGGGGAGAUGGCGGCGAGGUAGCGAAUGAAGAUUGUUAAGCGACUAAUUGAUUCCAUACUGAGUAUCUAUGCUAACUAAAGUCUAAGGCGGCAAUAUGUCAACAGUUGUUGUCUAAGUAAUCAGAAUAGCUGUGAGAGUGAAGCUCAUGUCAUAUGCAUCCCUGCGCAAGCAUGGCAGCGAAUGAAGAAUAUGGAUUCUUA